AUGACAAUUGGUUUAAAUAAAAGAAGGGAAUUAAGAGCUAAAGUAAGAAGUUUACAGCAAGAACUUACUAAAGUUUCAAUGGAACGAAAUUUUUUGUCUGAAGAACAUGCCAAAGUAAAGAAAUGUGAAGAAGAUUUAGUGAUUUGUGAAAGCGAAAAGAUGAUUUUACAAAAUGAACUUAGAAGGUUAGAAAAAGAGAUAUCUUUAAAGAAAAAAUCAAUUAAUACAAACACAGUGAAUAUAUCAAAUACGAAUUCAAAUAAUGACUCCAAACAAAAUGAAAUCGAGAAAAUAGUUGAUAACACAGAAAGUGGGAAUGAAGAUAUGGAUCAAGAAGAAGAGAAACAAUCUACUAUUACAAAGAAUGAAACAAGUUCUCCAUAUCUUCCAGUAAAAUCAAUUAAAAUCAAGGGGAAUAUUUGCUUUAAAGCAACAUAUAACUCUAACACAUAA
Messenger RNA from Eufriesea mexicana, 453 nucleotides. RefSeq lists its product as uncharacterized. The record is from RefSeq and is a predicted model, not a curated record. NCBI's taxonomy places the organism in Eukaryota, Metazoa, Arthropoda, Insecta, Hymenoptera, Apidae. The transcript has 3 exons. Bases 1 to 453 code for a protein of 150 amino acids.